AACCCAUUGGUUGUGUUCAACAAAACUCACAACUUCAUCUUCUUCAUUUGAUUCACUUCAAUGGGUCCACCUGCUUACAAGUGCAGAAACUGCCAAACUCCUAUUGCUUAUCGUGAUGAACUUCUUUCCAAAAACUAUAUGGCAAAAACAGGGCAAGCAUUUAUGUUCUCUCAUGCAAGGAACAUUGUGUUUGGGCAAAAGCAAGAGACAAAUCUGAUAACUGGUGUGUACACCAUUGCUGGCAUCUUCUGCAGCAAGUGUGGUGAGGAAUUAGGUUGGAAGUACCUUCAAGCUUCUGAGGCAAGACAGAAGUUCAAGGAAGGCAAAUUUAUAAUUGAAUGUUCUAAGAUUUCCAAAGAGUACUAGCUUCUAUGUUCAUGCCUCCUUCAACCAUUAACUUCUUUCCAUAAAUUCUUAAAUAAACACUUAUGAUAUGUUUAAGACUGUUUUUUGUAUCUCAUAAUUAAAGAAGGAUUAAGAAUAUUUUUAAUUUCU
Vigna unguiculata (cowpea) is the source of this 495-nucleotide messenger RNA. RefSeq names its product protein yippee-like At4g27740. The record is from RefSeq and is a predicted model, not a curated record. Lineage: Eukaryota; Viridiplantae; Streptophyta; Magnoliopsida; Fabales; Fabaceae.